Molecule: messenger RNA, 753 nt
Organism: Kluyveromyces lactis
Lineage: Eukaryota; Fungi; Ascomycota; Saccharomycetes; Saccharomycetales; Saccharomycetaceae
Gene: OXR1
Product: Oxr1p
Exons: 1
Coding region: 1-753 (250 amino acids)
Biological process (GO): response to oxidative stress
Cellular component (GO): nucleus
Source: RefSeq, a predicted model, not a curated record
AUGAGUGGUUUUCGUAACAGAAUACAGAGUUGGGGUAAAGGACUUGGAACUGUGCUUUCGGACAGCAUUGGUGAUGAAAGUAGCGAGAAAACCAGUCGAUCCAUUCAGCACAACCAUUACGAAGAAGACGAUGCGCUACCACCAGUACACUUGAUUGGAUACUCCGAAAAGACAAAAAACAGACUUCUCAGCAAGGAAAUGUGCGAAGAGUUACGCCAGCUGAUGCCAACACGAAUUCAGUUAUAUACAGAAUGGACUCUCCUUUAUAGUUUAGAACAACAUGGAGCAUCCCUACAUUCGUUGUACGACAAGUUGAAGUAUGAUACAAAUAAUAAUGCAAGGGUAGGAUAUGUCAUAGUGAUACGGGAUCGUAAGGGAGGAAUAUUUGGUGGAUAUGCCAAUGAAACAUUUCAUCCUACCGAUAGUCGAAGAUAUUAUGGCAACGGAGAAUGUUUUCUAUGGAAAAUGGAAAAAGUUCCUGACCUACAAUUGCAUGACAAGCAUGAUUGUAAACAAGAUAGUCAUAAUUGGCAAUUGAGGGGAUUUCCUUACACCGGGGAAAACGAAUUCUCUAUCUACUGCACAAGCACAUUUUUGUCCAUGGGAGCUGGCGAUGGACAUUAUGGUCUAUGGAUAGACGACGGCUUGUUCAGAGGAGUAACGUUCCCAAGCAUGACAUUCGGUAAUGAUAUCUUAAGCAGAGAAGGUUCCAAAUUUCACAUAGUUGGAGUCGAAGUGUGGAGAGUAGGAUAA